CAAGCCUCACAGCCGCCUUCUCACCCACCUUCAGGUCCUCGCCGGCUUUUCUAAGCGUCCCCGUGGGGUUCACUCUCAGACUGACGUCGGUCGCGGUCGCCUCAAUUUUUGUGCUUUGUGCAGGUCUCCUGCCUCUGUCUUCCUAGCCUUGGUCGUUCUCCCCGGCUACGGUGUCUGUGACUUGAGGAUCAAGGCCCCCCGCACCCACCUCUGCCCUGAGAGAGAGAGAUGGAGGAGUCGGGGUGCCACACAGAGGUCAUGGAAGAAGGGACAGCGUGCUCCUUCAACAGCCCUCUGUUCCAGCAGGAAGACAAGAGUGGGGUCACCUACCGGAUCCCAGCCCUGCUCUACAUUCCUCCCAAACGUACCUUCCUGGCCUUCGCAGAGAAGCGUUCUACAUGCAAGGAUGAGGAUGCUCUCCACCUGGUGCUGAGGAGAGGGUUGAGGACUGAGCACUCGGUACAGUGGGAACCCAUAAGGCCACUGAUGGAAGCCACCUUACCUGGGCAUCGUACCAUGAACCCCUGUCCUGUGUGGGAGCAGAAGAAUGGCCGUGUCUACCUCUUCUUCAUCUGUGUGCAGAAACACGUCACUGAGCGUCAACAGAUUAUGUCAGGCAGGAAUGCAGCCCGCCUUGCCUUCAUCUGUAGUCAGGACUUUGGCUGCUCAUGGAGCAAGGUGAAGGACCUGACUGAGGAGGUCAUUGGCCCAGAGAUGACGCACUGGGCCACAUUUGCUGUGGGCCCAGGUCAUGGCAUCCAGCUGCAGUCAGGGCGGUUGGUGAUCCCUGCAUAUGCCUACUACAUCCCUGAGCGGUCUGCUUGGUGUUGGCUAACACGUAAAGUCAAGCCUCAUUCCCUGAUGAUCUACAGUGACGACCUAGGAACUACCUGGCACCAUGGCAGACUCAUUAAGUCCACAGUGACAGUAGAGUGUGAAGUGGCAGAGGUGACUGGGUCAGCUGGCCCCCCUGUGCUGUAUUGCAGUGCACGGACUCCAAAUAGAUACCGAGCGGAGGCCCUCAGCUCAGACCACGGUGACUGCUUUCAGACAGUGACCCUCAACCAGCAGCUCCAUGAGCCCCCACAUGGCUGCCAGGGCAGCGUGGUAAGUUUUCAGCCCCUGGAGAUCCAACAAGGGUGCCAGGUUCCUAGUGGCAAAGCUGCCUCUACCACUCAGCCGAGCCCUUUGCUGGGCAGCUCACUGGGGCCACAGCAGGAAGCUACAACAUCAUCAAAAUCAUGGCUCUUGUAUUCACACCCAGUCAACAAGAGGCGGAGGGUUGACCUAGGCAUCUACCUCAACCAGGGUCCCUUGGAGGCUGCCUCCUGGUCCCAGCCCUGGGUCUUACACUAUGGGCCCUGUGGCUACUCUGAUCUGGCUGUUCUGGAGAGUGAGGGUUUAUUUGGGUGCUUGUUUGAGUGCGGAACCAAGAGUGAGUGUGAGCAGAUUGCCUUCUGUCUCUUUACAAGCCACAAUAUCCUGAACCACAUGCAGGGGGGCGGCACCAGCCCGCGUAGUGACCGUCGGCAGUGACUCGCCUGUUCCCAGUGAGCCCACUGGCUCAGGAGGCCCCUUCUACAGAAGGGAAACCCAAAGGCAACCACCGUCAGGGUAAUGGAGACCAGAGGUCACUGCAGUCUCCACAGAACCCCACCACAGUAUUCUGGACCCUACCUGUUCUUACUUCUCUUUUUCCAAAGAGCAAAAUGAAAAUUUUGCCAUGAGCACUGCCAUGGAAAGAGCAAGCAUUGCUCUGGGAGUGGGAGACCAUGAUGUGUCCUCUGCGGCUGGCUGACUUGGGCACCUGGGACUUGCCUCCUGAACCCUCUACCUCCAAUCUGUCUCCACCUGUGAAAUGAGAGGACCAGUUCUGUGAUUUCUCCUCUUCCCGCCCCUCCCAGGGGCAGAGUGCCUGUACGCUCCCUGAUGGCAGGUCCUGGUGUCUGCAUUCUCAUCUCAGAAUGAAAGUUAUUUUCAAGUGACUCACUACUCAUUCAAUCUGGUAACAAUAUGAAGGAAGAUCUGGAUGGUUUGUUUGUUUAUAAUAACAAAAACACCCACCCCCUUGUAGUCAUGCUCUUAACUUUACAGGCUCGUGUUCCAGAGGAACCGGGCCAAACCGAAUCAUGACAUCAACUACCAACUCUGCAGCCCUGCUGAACCUUCCCUUCCUCCCCUGGGAGCAUUCUUCCCAGGGAGAAAAGGCGAAGCUCAGUGAGUUUUGGUGUCCAUAACGCUAGUUCCUAUUUCUGAUGACAGUUACCUGAAGUUCACUUAUUAGGAUGGUUCCUGAUGGGAAAAGGACAUGGAUUUGAACUUCAAAACACUGAACAAAAUUUCCCCCAAUCUGUCUUAUUAGCUUCCACUUUGUGAGAGAGAGAGAGAAAAAAAAUCAAGACAAUAAAAGCUGCUAGCGGGCUAGCGUGUAGAUAUUGGGUCUAAACGGGCUGAGGGCAGCUCCUGGCAUCACUGUGUUAGCUUUAUCCUCAUUGUGCCUGAAGUCACCUGCCUCCUGGCUUAUCCAGGCUGCUGGGUUUCUUCCAGUUUCUUUCUCGCAGAAUAUUCCUUUCUCAUGGAGAAGGUCUUCACCAUUAGGAAAGUCUCUGGGACCUCAGACCUUUGAAUCAGGCUUGUUUGUUUGGACCAGCUGAGAUCAUUAUAAAGUAGGGGUGCUGCUUUACCAGGUGUGGACUGAAUUUGCUGGUGCUAGUUCUCCCGGGUGGGGCCACAUGGGCUGCUCCCAGAUGGUUUCUUCUCAAGCCGGGCGUUGUGACAGAAAAUCCUAUUCUGAAAAAUUUAUUUUUUGCCCCUAUUUUAGGAAGAUAAUGCCUUCAGUUGGUAUCAGCUGGUGCUGAGUGAUGAGCCCGGAAAGCAAGUCUUAGUUGUGGCACAAAGCCUGGGAGGGAGGCUAGGGGUUCCAGCUCCCCCAGUCUGGUGGGGGAGAGUCCUGCAGGAUGAAAUGGAGACUAACUUUACCCACUUUCUCAUCUGGCUUCAGCCCGUGGCUUGGAGUGGCUUUUGUUAUUUCUUACCCCUUCCUAUAUUUGCCAAAGUUACUUCCCAAUAUACAGUUAUAACCAUUCAUUCACUCAUUGAGACUUUUAUCUAGAUAUUUCUUGAGUGUCUGUGCAUACGUAAGGUGCUUUCUAUUGCCAUUCCUUGUUUGAGAAUCAUCUGUGGCUCCUCAUUGCCUACUAAAGGUGUUUACACUUAGCUGGGUACAAAGGACCUUCAGUUACUGGGUGAAAUAACACAUAGAUACUGACGCUUUCUUUAUCUGAAGCCCAGUGUCAGAGAUGAGUCGUCAAGUGGAUGGGGAUCGGGGCCUGGGGUGGGUGGAGUGGUUGGUACAGGGAGGACUAGGGGUAGGGGUAGGGGUGAGCAUUCAGACUGGCCCCUCCAGAGUAGUAGAAAUUGCUUGCUCAGCAGUGCCUUCCUGAGCUCCUGACUGACUCAGGGUAAAGAUGACAGCUCAGUUUUGUGGCCAGGACUAAAGCAUGAAGAGAAACAAGGCAUCGUUGGGACUACCCAUGAAGAGUCAAAGAAGGACCCAUGCCCGUGGGGAGCACAGAUGCCCAGUACCACGGGCUGCCCUGUGUGGUUUUCUGUGUGUGGCUCUAGAUCUUUGCUGGGCUGGAAACUCCUGAGGUCAAGUCUGACUUCUCUGUGUCCUUUUGAGCCUUAAAUCACAGCUACUUAUUUACAAAUACAUGGUUUUCCUAUCAUAGUCUAAAUUCCCUGAAGAUCAGGACUAUGAUUCCUUUCUUUGACCUCUGCAACCUGCAUCAGGCCUGGCACAGAAUAGACAACAGUAAAGCAGAGCUGAAAGACUCAAGGAGUCAGAGACCUUGGCCUUAGGGAGCUGAUUGAGGAGACCAAGGCCACUCCCCCACCCUGCCCUGGAGGAAGCCCGCUCCCCUGUGGCUUGCACAGCUUCCUCAACCUGCUCACACUUGCCCUGAAGGAGACCUCUGCCCAAGCCAGCCACAGUACAUCGGGGGUGGG
Molecule: messenger RNA, 4008 nt
Organism: Condylura cristata (star-nosed mole)
Lineage: Eukaryota; Metazoa; Chordata; Mammalia; Eulipotyphla; Talpidae
Gene: NEU3
Product: sialidase 3 (membrane sialidase)
Exons: 3
Coding region: 229-1536 (435 amino acids)
Biological process (GO): oligosaccharide catabolic process; ganglioside catabolic process
Cellular component (GO): lysosome; cytoplasm; membrane
Molecular function (GO): exo-alpha-sialidase activity
Source: RefSeq, a predicted model, not a curated record